AUGGAACGUUUUAUCGAAAGUGUGAAAAAAUAUCCAUGUUUAUGGAAAUUGGAUGUAGAGGAAUAUAAAAGUAUUGAAAUUAAAGAAGCAGCAUGGAGAAAUAUUGUGGCCAAAUGUGAUAUAACAAAUGUCAAAGAAGCCAAAAUUUUGUGGAAGAAACUACGAGAUGGCCACAGACAAGCUUUAAACAAAAGAAAAAUAACAGUAGGUCAAGCAGCAGGUGAUAUUAGACUUUGGAAAUAUGAAAAGCAAAUGAGUUUUCUCCUUCCACAUCUGACAAAUAGACAAAGGAACGCCAUCGCUAUCGCUGUACAAGAUUCGAAAAUAGGGAUUGAUGAAACGAUUGAAAAUACACAGGCAGAAGAUUCCGAAUUGGGUACAAUGGAAGAGCAGCAAACAACUUGUAAUACAUCGCGAAAUAAAAGAAAAAGUGAUAAUAUUAUUGAAUAUCUGGAACGGAAACAAAAAGAAAGGGAUCAAAAGUCAACAGCGAGAGAUUUAUUUAGGCAAGAGUUAUUAAGUAUGAAGCCAAAGGAAGAUACGGCGCUCAAAAAGUUUUUCGAUAGCAUGCAUGAUCAAACUAGUACUCUGCCAGAAUAUUUACAAAUAAAGGUCCAACGACAGAUCUUCAAUUCUGUAAUGGAGGCCCGAGAAGAAAACGUGAAACAGCACAAUACUCAGGCAGACUGCAGACAAUAUGAACUAUAUUCAUUCGAGUUAAGUAAUUCCGGUGUUGCAAAUACUAUCCCCUCCUCGACUCUAUUACAGACAGAUGCAUCAUCUUCAAAUGAGUAA
Psylliodes chrysocephalus is the source of this 795-nucleotide messenger RNA. Lineage: Eukaryota; Metazoa; Arthropoda; Insecta; Coleoptera; Chrysomelidae. The record is from the annotation of a GenBank genome assembly.